Pyrgilauda ruficollis (rufous-necked snowfinch) is the source of this 1308-nucleotide messenger RNA. Its product is annotated as D(1)-like dopamine receptor. Gene Ontology annotation, molecular function: G protein-coupled receptor activity. The transcript has a single exon. Gene Ontology annotation, biological process: adenylate cyclase-activating adrenergic receptor signaling pathway. The record is from RefSeq and is a predicted model, not a curated record. Lineage: Eukaryota; Metazoa; Chordata; Aves; Passeriformes; Passeridae. Gene Ontology annotation, cellular component: membrane. Bases 1 to 1308 code for a protein of 435 amino acids.
AUGGGGAGCGCGGCGCUGGGGGGCGGCCCGUGGGUGCUGCGGGCACUCACCGGGUGCCUGCUGGGCGCCCUGGUGCUGAGCACGCUGCUGGGCAAUGCGCUUGUGUGCCUCGCCAUCCUGCGCUUUCGCCACCUCCGCAACAAGGUCACCAACUGGUUCGUGCUGUCACUGGCCAUCUCGGACCUCUGCGUGGCUCUUUUGGUGAUGCCCUGGAAGGCGGUCACUGAGGUGGCUGGAGGCUCCUGGCUCUUUGGCAGCCACUUUUGUGACACCUGGGUGGCUUUCGACAUCAUGUGCUCCACCGCCUCCAUCCUCCACCUCUGCAUCAUCAGCCUGGACCGGUACUGGGCCAUCGCCAGCCCCUUUCGCUAUGAGCGCAGGAUGACGCAGCGCCUUGCUUGUGCCAUGAUAGCCGUGGCCUGGGCUCUCUCCAUCCUCAUCUCCUUCAUCCCUGUGCAGCUACACUGGCAUAAAGCCAAGGACAGUAGAGAUUCAGGCUCCUGGCUACCUGGGACACCCCGCUGUGAUGUCAGGUUGAACCGCACUUAUGCCAUCACCUCCUCCCUUAUCAGCUUCUACAUCCCUGUGGCCAUAAUGAUCAUCACCUAUACCAGGAUCUACAGGAUUGCCCAGGCCCAGAUCCGCCGCAUCUCCACCCUUGAGAGAGCAGGGGGGCAGUGGCCAGCUCCUGGCAAGGAGCCCACCUCCUCUUUGCGGAGUUCCUUGCACAAGGAGACCAGGGUGCUGCAGACCCUUUCUAUCAUAAUGGGAGUCUUUGUUUGCUGCUGGCUGCCCUUCUUCCUGCUGAACUGCCUGCUGCCUUUCUGCCAGCCCAGCCUGGAGGAGGACCCUGAAGGGCAGUCACUCUGUGUCGGCCAAACCACCUUCAAUGUCUUUGUGUGGUUUGGCUGGGCCAACUCUUCGGUGAACCCAGUCAUCUAUGCUUUCAAUGCAGACUUCAGGAGGGCUUUCAGCAAUCUCUUGGGCUGCCAGUGCUGCUGCUGUGGCACACCCGAAUCCCCUGUGGAGAGGGUCAACUUCAGCAAUGAGCUGGUUUCCUAUCACCAUGACACCACCUGCCAGAAGGAAGGAGCUGUCCCAUCGUCGGUGCCUCCUGCUGCCACCACUGCCUGGGUGCAGCCCGUGCCCCAUGCCAUAAACCUCCAGGGAGAGCACAGCAGUGAGGAGAUGUCUAUGGAGAAGAGGAUUGUGACUUCUCAGACACAGACUGCCCACAGCAGCAGCCCCAGCAGUUACCAAGUGCCGGCUAUUUUGCAAUUGGAUUGCAAGGCAAAGCCAUCCCUGUAA